UCGACAUUCUCCGACGACGACUGCAGUCGCGCGAUAUAAGGCAGGCCUCUUUUUUUUCGUUGAUUUCUAGCCUUGGCAUAUUAGAUCUGUGCUACUUUUUCUGCUCUGUAAAGCUUUCUUGUCAGUGUUAGUACUUGCCAUCUUGCGGUUACGACGUGCAUUGCAAUCGAACCGUACCUGUCGCUGAGCAAGGGGGAAUUAACGGGAUUUAUAUCCCAGGAGGGAUCCUAGAGCCAUGGCGGAAGGACUACAUCCAAACCUGAAUUUGACACCGGAGGAGAAGCGAGUAUUUUAUCAACUAUUCCAAACCGCGGAUAAAACAAAUCUGGGCGUUGUUACCGGCGAAGUCGCAGUCUCAUUCUUUGAGAAGACCAAUCUACCUGCGGAAACGUUGGGUUUGAUAUGGCAAAUUGCAGAUAAACAGAACCGCGGCCUUUUAACGCCGUCUGGAUUCGGCAUCGUCUUGAGACUGAUCGGCCAUGCUCAAGCAGGUCGUGCUCCGACAGAAGAAUUGGCGUAUCAGCCCGGCCCGCUGCCAAAAUUCACUGGCAUCACCACAGAGCCACCUCCACCCGCAUCAGCAGGCAGUCCUCCCCCAGCGCCUGGUCCUACCAGAGUUCCACCGUUGAAUCAAGAAGAUAUUGCCAAGUUUUCCUCCCUUUUCGAGCGGUCUGAUACUCAGAAUGGCCUCAUCUCAGGGGAAACUGCGAAACAAAUAUUCGAACGCGCGCGGCUCCCAAAUGAAAUUCUUGGACGCAUCUGGAACUUAGCCGAUACAAAGCAACGGGGUGCUUUGGAUAUUACUGAGUUUAUCAUUGCGAUGCACCUUCUGACAGCAUUCAAAAUGGGGACGAUGCGCACUGUUCCACAAUCUCUCCCACCGGGACUCUAUGAUGCGGCUUGUCGGCGAGGGGAUGUGCGCACAUCAGUUGGCUCACGCUCCUCCGACGUACCUCCCGUACCGGCCAUACCAAAGCAAUUUACAGGUCCGGCGCCUCAUAGAACACAAAGCCCCCUGAACCGACAGCCAAUGAGCCCAUUAUCGGCCCACGGCACCGGUGGCGAUUGGCUGAUUACCCCUCAAGAGAAGUCGCAUUUUGAUUCAAUAUUUAACACUGUGGAUAAGCGUAAAGUUGGAUUUCUGAGCGGUGACGAUGCCGUUGGUUUCUUCGCAAACGCACAAUUAUCCGAAGAAACUCUAGCACAAAUUUGGGAUCUCGCCGAUAUUGAUUCCGAUGGCCAAUUAAGCAAGGAUGAGUUCGCAGUAGCAAUGUACUUGGUAAGACAACAACGGACUACAAGGGAACCUCUCCCGCAGUCACUACCACCUGCUUUGGUCCCGCCAAGUAUGCGACGGCAAUCCGCUCCACCUCCACAGCCUAUACAGCCACAGACCACUGGUGCUCGAUCUGCCGCUGAAGACUUGUUUGGGCUCGAUGUGUUUACCGCACCGCUUCAGACGUCCCAGUCAACAGGCGGGUCCAAUCCCUCCUUUCAAAGUCCUUCAUCUCCCAUGCGUCCACCACCUCCAGCUAAUGUUUUUAAACCUUUUGUUCCUUCGUCUUCAUUUGGCCAAAGUCUCACGCCCCAUGCAACUGGAUUAUCAAGCACGAGUGCGCAGCCACGCUCACCACCUCAACCUUCAGAUGACCUGCUUGGAGACGCUGAUCCAGAAGAGAGCAAAAAGUUAACUCAAGAGACAACAGAGCUUGCCAACCUUUCAAACCAGGUUAGCACAUUGUCAAGAGAGAUGGAAAACGUUCAAGCCAAGCGUGGGAAUGCAGAGCAGGAUUUAGCUCAAACGAACCGACAAAAACGAGACUUUGAGACUCGCCUUGCGCAAGCCAGGGCAAUGUACGAGCAAGAAGUCAAGAGUUUCAAAGCGCUCGAAGAACAACUAGCAGCUUCAAAGGCGGAAACGAAAAAGCUACAGCAAGAUUUCGCCAUGGUUGAUGGUAGCCGCCAAGAUCUACAAAACCAGUUCAAUCAAGUUUCGGCUGCACUGGAGGCAGAUCAGCGCGAAAACGCAAAUCUGAAAGAGAAGAUACGGCUGGUGAAUGCUCAAAUCAGCCAACUCAAACCUCAGCUCGAAAAAGCGCGAUCAGAAGCGCGACAGCAGAAAGGACUGGCUGCGAUUAACAAGAAACAGCUUACCACAGUGGAAGGAGAACGAGAUCGAAUUCAAGAAGAAAUAAAUUCCAUGGGAAAGGAGAUUCAAGAGUCCGAACGGCAGACCAGCCCACCACCAGUUACGAGCCCUGCAGCAUCCAAUGCUAGCCAAGGAACAAAUCCAUUUUUUAAGCGGACUCCAAGCGCAUCAACCGAUCAAGCACUGUCUGCGAAUCAUACUGGUGGCGACGGGCAAAAUACUGCUCAAAAUAUCUUUGAUAAUAUGUUCGGCGCAGCAUUUUCCGCCCCUUCAAAAACGUCUCCUCCACCGCCCACUACUUUCAGGACCGAGGCCUCCACCCCGCAACCCCAAUCUGCCGAUGUUGUGACGGCAUCGACUACGCAUGAGGGUCAAUCCCCGUCCACCACGUUUGAUCACGUUCCUGAUGCCGUUGAGCCUCCACCUCCUCCACGGUCAAGACAACUAACACCUAACGAACUUCCUAUCGAAGGGCAUAAAGAAUCGCAGUCCACGUCUGUUAAAACUUCUCCGCCAGGAAGCAUGUUCGGCGACGAUCUACAAGCUGGAGCCGCGGCACCGCCCUCCAACUCAAAAGAGACCUCGCCAUUUGAAAGCGGGGACCCUUUCUCUGAAAACGUAAAUAAAAAAAAUUCCCUAGAAAAUGAAGGCUUAGCUCAAAACGAAAAACAGUCUACAAUACCGGGCGCAUUCCCAGCUGCGACUUCACCGCAAGGACCGGCCAAGAAGGACUUUACCUUCGAUGAGCUAUUCGCAGGACGCACUCAUGAACGCUCCCAGUCACAAAAGGCUCUUGACUUUGAAGAGGCAUUUGCAGCAAUGAAGAAGGAUCCUAAGAAAGAUUCUGCCAAUGAGGCACAAAUGGCAGGCGGUUCUAACGAGUUCCCACCCAUCAGGGAGCUAGAGGACGAUGACAAUAGCACCGAUAGUGAAGCUCCAGCUGGUUUUGAUGAUGACUUUACUCCGGUUUCCCCACCAAGAGGCAAUGGUACCAAAGAGAUUCAACCGUUCCCUCCAAACGAAGCUACACCACUACCUGGCCCAGACGCUCAACCGUCUCCUCCAGGUUACGAUGGAAGCGCAUCGAAACAACCAACUGGCACAGCGCCACCUGAGUUUGGAGAUCUUCUUCCCGGUAGAACAGACCCAACUGCGCCUGGGGAUGCACCCCAUUCUAUCGAUGCGACCACCGGUGCUCCCAUCAUAGGAGGUGUGUCUAAGGCACCUGCCGACUUUGAAGCAGCCUUUGCGGGUCUGGACCUCACGCCUGCGAAAGAGGCCGAAGAUGACGAUGACGAUGAAGACGAUUUCGAGUCACCAUUCAACAAGGACCCAUCUAAUUUCGAUAUGACUUUCGACUCUCCUGGACCUUCUAAAUCGAACGCGGCUGCCGACGCUCCAAAUAUCAAUGAAAGUGCUAACGCAAACUUUUUCAGCUUCAAUUCUGCGGGAGGCUCUUCCUCAGGGGAUGGAAAACAACCAGUAACCCAGCAGAACGCCUCAUCCCUCUCGCAGCAACCCUCUUCGCACGAUUGGGAUGCAUUGUUCUCAGUUCUCGACGAGGCGAAAGGACAAGGGGGUGCAGGAAAGCCAGAAGCGAAUUUUUCAACAUCUGCACCACCUACGUCCACGGAGCCUUCGCAAGCGACUGUGACGGCAACAGCAAGUCCUACCGGCCAAUCCAAGCAACCUGGGUGGGCCUUGAAUGCAGAUUCGGGCGAAGAUGACUUGAUAUUACAGCGGUUGACUUCCAUGGGCUAUCCCCGGGACGAGUCGUUAGCGGCGCUCGAAAAGUUUGAUUAUAAUCUUGACAAGGCGGCUGAUUUCUUGGCGUCAAAGUCGUGACCCCCACCCGUUGCUUGCCCGCCAUGAGGCCCUGUAGUCAAACUUGCGAAUGAUCAAUAUACUAGAAGCUAGACUCCACUUCAACCACUUUAUACCCCCCUGAGUGCGAUCUUCAAGCAGGGAGGCAUCAAUAGAGGAUCGUAUCCUCUGAGACCUCUUCCCACUCGCACCCCCUUUUUUUCCUCUUUCUAUGCAUUUAAAGUUGAUUUGAGCUAUUGAAAUCGUUGGAGUGCAAAUUUCUUUUUCUUUUGAUUAUGUGGUAUACUCUCAUUUGCAUAUCGAUUCCCUUAAGAUGACUUGCAUGGCUUUAAUAAUAUUUGUAUA
Messenger RNA from Coccidioides immitis RS, 4318 nucleotides. RefSeq names its product EF hand domain-containing protein. NCBI's taxonomy places the organism in Eukaryota, Fungi, Ascomycota, Eurotiomycetes, Onygenales, Onygenaceae. The record is from RefSeq and is a predicted model, not a curated record. Gene Ontology annotation, molecular function: protein binding; calcium ion binding. The transcript has 6 exons. Gene Ontology annotation, cellular component: cytoplasm; plasma membrane. Bases 236 to 3994 code for a protein of 1252 amino acids. Gene Ontology annotation, biological process: endocytosis; endosomal transport.